AUGGUGCCUGGGUCUGAGCUAUUAUUUGAUUGCAACAACAAGCUUUCAGAAAUGAAGAACGAAGACACAAAUUGGAUCCCUACUGAUUGGGCUGAUUACAUGGACCCUGAUGCAAUGACUACGCUUCUAGGAGAUGCCAUUUGCAAUAUAGAAGAAGAAGAGUACUGGGAGACUUGCCAACAUGCAUUAAAGAGCCCAUAUGAAGCAAGAAUAAGUGAUGAAGAUGAGAAAGGGGGAGAAGCCCCUAGUGAUGAUGAUGAGAGUAGCAACAACAAGAGUGAUAGUAACAGUAGUAGCAGUGGAAAUGAUGAGGAUAAUAGUGAUAGUGAAAGUGAUAGUAGUGAAGACUAUGAUAACCAAUAUAGUGGCAAUGAUUGGGGCAAACCCCCUAGUGAUAGAGAAGAUAAAGAUGAAGGACCUUUUUAUGAAGACGACUCUAAUAACGAUGUGGACUACUAUGAUGGAGAUACAGAGGAUGGUGCUAAAGUUGAACCUAUAGGCAUAGAGGGUGGCACUAAAAGUGAAGAAUUUGAGCUAGAAAAUGUGCUGGACGUUGUAGGAGAUGAGGUUAAAGAGGCCGACAAUAUAGACUAUGAUGAUUACCCCUUUGGGCAGCCCUUAGAUUGGAGUUGCAUUACUGAUGUUAGUUCAAAGUCAGGACCUCAAUAUGACAAGCAUGGUAAAGAAAUUCCUGAGUUGGGGUCAUUCCAUAAUUCAUAA
Messenger RNA from Quercus lobata, 720 nucleotides. RefSeq names its product clumping factor B-like. Bases 1 to 720 code for a protein of 239 amino acids. The record is from RefSeq and is a predicted model, not a curated record. The transcript has a single exon. Lineage: Eukaryota; Viridiplantae; Streptophyta; Magnoliopsida; Fagales; Fagaceae.